AUGGCCCCGGCCAUCACCACCACCACCACCACCACCCUAGCCCUAACAGCCCUCCUCACCCUCACAACCGCUCUCCCCGCACCCUCCCUCCUCCCUCGCCAAUCCAACAACAACGCCCCCUGCUUCCUCCCCGGCUCCAACCCCCUUCCCGCAGAAGUCUCCGCCAUCGCCACCACCCUCGCAUCCAGCAUAACAUGCUCAUCCACGCGUACCACCCUCUCCGGCGUGCCCGACGUGACCUCGGGCAGCAUCUCCUUCUCCAGCAUCGACUUCAGCCAAGCCGAGGGAAAUGGACAAUCGCCGCUCGCGUUUGCGCUCGAGACGUUUGCGACGCCGGAGCCGCUCGCAGAUGCGGAUUUGCAGACGUUUGAGGACGAGUUGGAUGUCUACCUGGCGACCGAGGCGGGCGUGAGGAGUGUCGGCGGCGCGUUGGCAAUCAAGGUGCCCAAAUUCUUUUUGCAGAUGCAGGUUAGUCGAAUUCAGACGGCGCAGGGGAAUCCGCCGGCUGCGCCUGGGCUGCAGGUCGAUCAUUUGAGGGAUAAGGUGAUCAAGAAUGCGGCGGGAGAGGAUCAGGCCUUGUUGGAUCAGGUGGUUGCGUUGGCGGCGCAGCUUGAUUAG
Molecule: messenger RNA, 618 nt
Organism: Plenodomus lingam JN3
Lineage: Eukaryota; Fungi; Ascomycota; Dothideomycetes; Pleosporales; Leptosphaeriaceae
Source: RefSeq, a predicted model, not a curated record